UUUUUAAAUCAUAAUUUAAACAAUACAAAAAAAUUCAAAGUAAUAAAAAUAUUUUUAUAUACCUAUAUAUUUUAUUAGAUGAUUACAUAAAAUAAUUAAGUAACAUAAACCGAUAUAUGUUUAAUUGUCUAUAAAUAUUUUAUAAUUAGUAAUAUUGAAAUGUUUUAUUUAUUUUUCAAAAAUUUAGUUGACUAUAAUAUACAUAAUCUAAGCACAAUGUAUCUUAAGUUAUACAUAAUCUUCAUAAAAUAUAUUUUCAUAUCUAAGAUAACAACCACCUAAAUGCAAAUAAGAAAUUAAUCAAAAUAUUAAUAUAUAGAAUAAAAAAAUAUUACAGUUGAAUUCAUAUAUGCAAUCUAAUUUACCCAAAUGAUAACUAAAUCGACUGAAAAACAAUAAAACCGAUUAGAUAUAACAUAUAUAAAAUUAUAUGUAUAAUUAAAGUAAUAUAAUAUUAUUAAUAUAAAUGAUGCAUAUAAAUUAUAAAUUAAUUUAAAACACUCUUUAAGCAAAAAAUUAAAAAAAGUUGGAUUUUGGUUUUUACUUAGAAAUAGUUAGUUAUUUUAAAAAAACUAAUUUCCUAAAUUUUAGGAAAGCUAUUUUUUCAAAAAAUUGGAAACAAGCAUCCUCUAUAUAUACUCGGAAGCGAGUAAAGGUUAUUGCGUCGUCUAUUGAAGUCUGCUUUCUGGGGAAAAUUUUCGACAAGAGGGUUUUGAAUCGACUUGGGUAAGGAAAUCUCGAGGAUGAAGAGUGAGAGAGAAGUUAAGAACGGUGGUGUUGAGGAAGAGAGAGCGGUGAAGCGGAAGAGGGUAAUAGAGCUAUCUAAUGAUCACGAGCAGAAGAAGGAUAUCGGAGUUGCGAGAGUGGAGAAGAAGACGGAGCUCGACGAUGAUGGUGAUGAUGUCUCCAGGAAACAUUCACGCCAUGUUGAAGUUCGUGGUGAUUGCCCUUAUCUUGAUACUGUUAAUCGUCAGGUCUUGGAUUUUGAUUUCGAGAGGUUUUGCUCAGUCUCCUUGUCGAAUUUGAAUGUGUAUGCAUGUCUCGUAUGCGGGGAGUACUUCCAAGGAAGAAGCCACAAGUCUCGUGCUUAUACACAUAGCUUGGAAGCAGGUCACCACGUUUAUAUCAAUCUUCUCACGGAGAAGGUUUAUUGUCUUCCUGAUAGUUACGAGAUCAAUGACCCUUCUUUGGAUGACAUUCGACGUGUUUUAAACCCAAGGUUCAGUAGGGCACAAGUAGAAGAGCUUGAUAGGAAUAAGCAGUGGUCUAGGGCUCUUGAUGGCUCUGACUAUCUUCCCGGGAUGGUGGGAUUGAACAUCAUACAAAACACAGAGUUUGUGAACGUUACAAUCCAGUCGUUGAUGAGAGUUACUCCUCUAAGGAACUUUUUCCUUAUUCCCGAGAACUAUCAGCAUUGCAAGUCUCCUCUUGUUCACCGCUUUGGGGAACUCACUCGAAAGAUUUGGCAUGCUCGAAACUUCAAAGGACAGGUGAGUCCACAUGAGUUCUUGCAGGCUGUCAUGAAGCGAUUUAAGAUAGGCCAGCAAUCAGAUCCAGUAGAGUUUAUGUCGUGGCUCCUUAACACUUUGCACAUGGAUCUUCGCACUUCAAAGGACGCCAGCAGUAUCAUCCACCAGUGCUUCCAGGGUGAGUUAGAAGUUGUGAGAGAGUAUCAAGGCAAUGAAAACAAACAAAUCUCCAGGAUGCCUUUUCUGAUGCUGGGGCUAGAUUUGCCACCGCCUCCUCUUUUCAAAGAUGUCAUGGAGAAGAACAUUAUUCCGCAGGUUGCUCUCCUCCAUCUGUUGAAGAAGUUUGAUGGAGAAACUGUGACAGCCAGAAUGAGAUAUCGAGUCACCAAAUCUCCUCCUUACUUGAUGUUCCAUAUGGUUCGGUUCAAGAAGAACAACUUCUUCAAGGAGAAGAACCCUACCUUGGUUAACUUCCCCGUGAAGGACAUGGAGCUGAGGGAUUACAUACCAUCAUUGCCUACUGCCGCAGAAGGGGAGAAGACGUGUACAAGGUAUAACUUAAUCGCCAACAUUGUACAUGAUGGUAAAGCAGAGGAUGGGUGUUUCAGAGUGUUUGUGCAGCGGAAGUCGCAAGAACUAUGGUACGAGAUGCAGGAUCUGCAUGUUGCAGAGACGCUUCCGCAGAUGGUACAACUAUCAGAAGCAUACAUGCAGAUAUAUGAGCUGCAGGAGGAAUAGAGCAGCAGGAAACAAAGCUUACUCAUCAUCGGUUUAAGAGUUGGUUUCCAGGUUUUAUUUCUUGUAUCGAUGAUAUGGAGAUUAAAGAUAUGUUUCCACCACAACUCUUUUUGGAGAUAGAUAAUCUUGAAGCUAACUGAUAAAAAAAAAUACUAUAGAUAUAUCCCUAAACAAUUUCUAAUUGCCGCAUUAACUCUAAAAGUACAUUAAAUUAGAUAGGGUAUCUUCUUAUUCUUUAGGAAAUUCUCAGGUAUAUUCUUAUUUUAAAAACAUAAAUCUCAUUUUGUACAGAUCUAUAAAAUCUUUGAUGGAAUAACCCCUUCUCCAAAUUGAUUCUAUUAUGCAUGAAAUCCCGGUUACAAUUAAAUCUUUUGAUUUGUUAUCCUUUAUAUAUUAAAGUACAAGUCACAUGACUAAUAAUUUUUUGACACAUGGAUUUAAAGAAAAAAAAGCAAAUGCAUAAUUUUUAAUAUAAAAUAAAAUUGCUAAUAUUUUUCCCACUACAUCAUGAUCUCCUGUUUUUUAAACUGUUAAUCUUUCUUUAUAUGAGAUUUUUACCUACAUUAAUUGUAGUUUCUUAAUUUCUUUUGCUCCAUCAACUCUUUCAAUGAAAUUGUAAUGAAAUUUCGAUUUCUAAUAAUACAGACUAGAGCUUGACCCGUGCGACCGCACGGGUGUUUAUGUAAAGAUUUAUGUAUAUCAUAUUUUUUUUACUGUAUCGUGUUAUAUAUAUAUUUUUUAAAUGUGAUUUGGAACAGUUAUGUAACUAUACAAAAAGAUUGGAUGUAAUAUAUAUAUAUAUAUAUUAAUAUACUAUGUUAGAUCAAAUUUAUAUUGACAUUUCUUUCAUAUUUAAUUGUAUGAUUGAAAUGUAUUAUUAGUAUAUUAUAUGUUUGGGUCAAACUAAAAAUGAAUUACAACUAUUCUAAAAACUUAAUUGGACGGGAUAUAAAUUGACCCGUUUAUUUUAACUAAAAUCAUGGGAAUAAAGUUAAUUUUAUAUUCAAAAUAUGAAGCUAAAAUUGUUGGAAUAUUCCUUUUUUAUUAAAAAUAAUUGAUGAUUAUUAUUCCAAAACGUUUAUAAUAAGGAAGUUUAAAACAUAAAUGAAUCACAUAUAAUAUAUAUGCACAAUAUUUUAUUGGUAAGUUAUAGUAAUAAACAUUAAUUUUGUUUAUAUAUGGUAAUGUAUAUGUAUUAUAAGAUCAAAAACAUGGAAGUAGCUUUUAAAUUGUUUUUCAUAGUUUAGGUUGUUUUUAAUAUUUGUUUCAAUAGUUUGUUAAUAUAUGUGUAUUUUAAAGUUUUUUUAAUUACAUUUAACUCAUAUUUUUUUAAGGAAAACACAUUAAUCUAACUGAAAAAGACAAGCAUUAAAAUUGAGAAUUCAAUUUAAUUUAUAGUGGCAUGGAAGUGUAAUUAAAUUUAAAAACUAAGGGGUAUUUUUAAUGGGUACUUCUCUUUUAAUAAUAUAGAUGGAUCACUUCUUCGAAACUCUAUCCCUGUCUAUGUCUGCAAAUCUCAACCUCUGGCCAAAAUUUGGUAAAACAACACUCUUGGAAAAAAUAUUUCCAGCCAAUAUAAAAAAAAGAAAGAAGAAAAUCCCUUUUUUUAUGAAAGCUUAAUACAAAGUUGGCAGUUGAUGAAGGUUAAUUACAGGUUAGUGAGACUAACUAUGCUCUCUUCAAUACUCAAAUCAUAAUUUGUGUCAUGUUAAUUUUCUCAUGUCGUUUUUAUUUGUCUCCGGUCUAACCUACUUAUAAUCCUCCUAUAUAUUAAUUGAGAAAUAAAUUUAUUGAUUUAUGCUGACGUGUCGCUCAUAGAAUAACUCUUCAAUUAAUUGUUAUAAUUUGAUUGUUUGAUGGUUUUUCAUUUAUUUAAUUAAAGUUUUUAAAAGAAAACUAUUUAUAGAAUUACCUAAUUCAAUCCAUGUUUCCAAACAUAGAAUUAAGCAUCUUAAAUAUAAAUGAAUUAACAUAAUUUGUUUAUAGAAAUAAUUAAUUAUCUAGAUUACAUUAUAUAAAUUGAUAAUAUACAUAUAAAUACAUAUGAUUCUAUGGAAACAAUUAUAGAAACGGUUUUUAUUAUGUUUAAAUUAGUAGUAAAUAAAAUAAAUCAUAGAUUUUAUAAAACUAAUUAAUCUAAACUUAAUAAUAUUAAUUAAAUUAACUCAUUCACUAUAUAUAGUAUAAAAAUGUAUCAAAUGAAUGCAAAACAGUCAAAUAUAUUAUUCUUAAAAAUUCCAAUCAUUUUCCAGUGACAAUGUGAUAUCAUAUAUGCGUUAUCACUUUUAAAAAUGAUUAAAAUAUUUUUAUAUUUUAAAACAUAAAAUUAUAUGGUAAGUUAUUUAAACGUAUAUUAAUCAAGAAUUUUUUUUAUUUAAUUCGUCUAUUAAUAUAAACAGAUGAAAUAACAUUAUUAUAUGGUAAGUCAUUUAAAAUUAUAUUAUUUGGUAAUUCGUUUAAUUUAUUAUAUGGUAAGUCAUUUAACUAUAUUAAUUAAAUUACUUUUCACAGGAUUUUUAUAGAAUUAAUACGUUAUUAAUAUAAUUCAUAUAGCUUGGAUUAUAGUAAAAUUAGCAUGCUUAUUUUUAAUAGAAAAAAAAGAACAAGAGGGAAGAAUAAUAAAAUAUGUUUGUUAUGUUCUUGGUAUUUUUAUAUUCUUAUUUAUUUAAUUUUAUUUGUAUGUCGAGGUACAUGUACUUUUUCAUGUUACUAUAAAUGUGAACUAAUUAGUUUUACGUGUUUUUAAAAUAUAAAGAUAAAAUUAGUAAGGAAGUUCAAUAAAAAUGAUCAUCUCUACAAUUGUUAAAGGUAAAGAUGAAAAAUAUAAUGUAAAUUGAAAGCAAGAAAAAUAUAUUUAAAUAUUAAUGAGAUGUAUUUUUUACGCUAUAAUAAAAUUUUAGAAUGUAUAAUACUAAAAUUUUAACAACACUUAUACAAAUAAAAACAUCCUAUUUCAUAUAAUAUUGGAUCUCACAUUAAUAUUAAAAAUAUAUGCCUAAAAUAACGACAUUUGGUUAUUUAAAAAUUGAAAUAUUUUUUUUCUUAUUAGUUAAUCAGAUUUAAUUAAUAUAGGUAUGUUUUAAUUGAAUUUAAAAUAAAUUAAAAAAAUAAUUUUAAAAGAUAUGUAAAUUAUGAUCAGUUUUAAUUAAAAACAUUUGGUUGAAUGAAACUAUUCUGGUUUUUCCUUUUAAUUGCAUAGGAAAUUCAAAAACCAGAUUCCCUAUUUUAUAGGGAAACUAUUUUGGCAAAAUCUUGAAUGGUUUAAAACUAGUUUUUGGAAAAACUAAAACCAAUUCAAAAACCACAAACAAUCAACCUCUUAGUGUUUGAUAAAAUAGUGUGAUGAUUAGAGAUAAUUUAGCGAAGAUUUUUUUUGCUUAACCCAUUUGAGUUUUUUGUUAAGCACUAAAUUUAAAAAAAAAUGAGUGAGAAAGUGUGGUUUGGAACAAAUUAUGAGAAACAUUGCUUAAACUACUAUUUUCCUAAUACAUGUUUUUAUGUUUACCUUAACCAAAUUUAUCCUUAGUUUUAAAGAGAUAAAUCAUACUAUAUAUUAAUUGAGAAGCUACUUAAUUGACUUUUAAUUAUGUGUCUUUAAUAGGUUAAAUUUCAAAAAUAUAGUUAAAAUUUUAUUGGUUGUUAACAUUUAUUAGUUAUUAUUUUAAUCAGAUUUUAAAAUAAAAGGUAACACUAGAACUGAUUAAUUUCAAAUUACCAAAUAACACAAAUAAUAUUACAAAUAAUGAUUUAUGGUAACUAAUUGUAGAAUUAGAGAAAGAAUGUAUAUGUUUUAUCAAUUUUUUUUUAUUUUUAUCAAUUAGUUAUAUAUAAUUAAAUAAAAUACUUUAGCAUUUUUAUAGAAAUAAAUUUAAUGGUUAUAUAUUAUUAUAUAAAAGAAUUGUAUUUGUAGGUAAGGAAUUAUUAUAAAUUUUGAUGUUUUUAAAGCCCACACAAAACCAAAACCGUUUACAAAAAGAUCUUUCAUGAUAAAAGCCUCCGAACAUUGUAUUUGUCAUAUUGGAGUUACACAAGAAAAAUACAUUCUCUCUUUUUUUUGAUGAAAUUUCAAAUUUAUUGAUCAAGGCAAAAAAAUUCUUACGUUUAUAGCGGUUAAGAAAGACAAGAAAAAAAUAUACUCAUAUCUAAUCUCAGGGUGAUUUUCCUUAGUUUAUAGGUGCUUUUACAAUUUUAUAGAAGUUUUUUUUACUGACAUCAAUUAUUUAGAAAAUAAGGUUAAUAAUUUUACUGUUUUUGCAAGAGAUAUGUUUUCUCUGAAUUCUUAUAUCUAAUAAUUCUUUGCUGUUUUUUGAAAAAGAGAAUUCAAUAUUUUACAUUUAUCUUGUGUCUAUAUUGAAACAUGGUAACUAUAAAGAAAAGUUUUUUUUAUUAUUUUUUUUAAGUUUAUCACUGAUAAACCUCAAAAAUAAAAAUUCUUACGUUUAACAUUUAGUUUCACUGUAAAUUUUACAUAUUAUAUCUAAAAAUAUUUUUACAUAGUAAUGCCCGUACAUAGCACAGAAGAUAACACUAGAUAAUUAUAAAUCACAAUUUCUAUAGAUCUAUACAAAAAUUAUGGAAUAACCCCUUCUCCAAGUCAACCCUACUUAGCCUAAAAUCUCAGAUUAGAACUGUUUCAUUUAAAUUGUUUGACCAAAUAUAAAAUAUUAUAUCUCAAAAUGCAUCAGAACAUUUGUAAUUAUAAUUCAUUACUUAUAGUUUAAUUUUUUCCCUGAAAAAUGGUUAGUAAUUUAUCUUAUUACAAUUAUUUUAUUAAAAUUAUAAUGAAGAAUUCCGUUAUGGAUAUCCAAAUCAUAUUGGUUAAUAUUAGAUUAGUGUUUUCACCUCACGUCUAUAUCUAUAAUACAGUGAUAUAUUAAUCAAAAGAGAAAAAGACCAAAUUAGCACAAAAUCAAGUUUUUGUUCUCAAACUAGCACUCAAGGCCAAAAGUCACAAAAAUAGCACUCAAUGGGUGGGGUUUAGGGUUUAGAAUUUAAGGUUUAGGGUUUAGAGUUUAGGUUUUAGGGUUUAGAGUUGAGAAGUGAGGCUUUGGAGAUAAGAUUUCAAAUUUUGAAAAAUAAAAAAAGUUAAAUUUUUCAAAAGAUAAAAUGCUAUUUUGGUCAUUUUAGUUUUUGAGUGCUAUUUUUGUGAUAUAAACUUAGAAAUGUGCUAUUUUGGAGAUUUGCCCUAAUCAAAAUCGUAUUGCUUAAUAUUAGAUUAGUGUUUUACUGCACGGUUAUAUCUAUAUAAUACACUGAUGAACACUAUUAAUACAAAAGACAGUUUUAAUAUUGUUCUUUAAACAUAAAAUGGAAUUGGACAAAUUUGAAACUAAACAAUGUAAAAUAUAUUCAGAAAAUAAAAUCCGCACGGAUGCGCGAAUCAUGAUCUAGUACAAAUUAAAAUUAGAUAAAUAUACAACUUUAACAACAUACUAACACUUACACACAAAUAAACAAUAAAAAUAAAUAUGAUUACUUAACUUACCCACAAAAAAAAAAAGAUAAAAAAA
Messenger RNA from Brassica rapa (field mustard), 7717 nucleotides. Its product is annotated as U4/U6.U5 tri-snRNP-associated protein 2-like. Lineage: Eukaryota; Viridiplantae; Streptophyta; Magnoliopsida; Brassicales; Brassicaceae. The record is from RefSeq and is a predicted model, not a curated record. Gene Ontology annotation, biological process: mRNA processing; protein deubiquitination; spliceosomal complex assembly. Gene Ontology annotation, molecular function: zinc ion binding; cysteine-type deubiquitinase activity.